Molecule: messenger RNA, 2620 nt
Organism: Megalops cyprinoides (Indo-Pacific tarpon)
Lineage: Eukaryota; Metazoa; Chordata; Actinopteri; Elopiformes; Megalopidae
Product: striatin-4-like
Exons: 18
Coding region: 187-2472 (761 amino acids)
Cellular component (GO): dendrite
Molecular function (GO): protein phosphatase 2A binding; calmodulin binding; protein-containing complex binding
Source: RefSeq, a predicted model, not a curated record
AAUCAACCUUACACUAGAUCACUAUUUGGCAGUUAUUCUCCGUUAGGGCUGUGAUACGACUGCAAAUCUCAUUCAUGAGUGACUGAAAGAGAAAGAGAGAACUAGUGGUGGAUAUUUAGGAGGAAGGGGUGUUAUCUUUCUCCUUUAUUCCACCUUUUCUGUCCUGGUCACUGCUUGCGGAAUAGAAUGGAGGCGGAAAGGUCCGGUCGAUCUGCUGGCGGAACGAACCCGAACUCGGGAGGGAGCGGCGAGGGGCACAAUCCGAACGGGCCGAAAGCCGUGCCUGGGUCAGCGACAGAACCAGCGGGGGCGACGGCUGGCUCUUCCCCGUCACGGGAUUCGAAUGACGGGGAAGCGGGCCUGUCACUGCCUGGGAUUUUGCAUUUCAUCCAAUUCGAAUGGGGACGCUUUCAGGCCGAAAAAUAUCGUUGGGAAGCCGAGAGGGACGAAUUGAGGGCUCAGGUGACCUUUCUCCAGGGGGAGAGGAAGGGCCAGGAGAACAUGAAGCAGGACCUGGUGCGCAGAAUCAGGAUGCUGGAAUACGCUCUCAAACAGGAGAGGUCCAAAUAUCAGAAACUCAAAGCGGGGAUCGAGCAGAACCCGGGAGAGAAGAGACCAGAGACAGAGUCAGAACAAGUGUCUAAUGGGCCAGCAGAGUCAGACUCAGAGCCAGCCAAUCAGAUGUCCUGGAAGGAGGGACGUCAGUUGUUGAGGAAGUACCUGGAGGAGGUGGGCUACUCAGACACUGUCCUGGACAUGCGCUCCAAACGAGUGCGCUCCCUCCUGGGCCGCGGCAGCUCCGAGGUGAAUGGGCCGCCUGGGCCACCUGGCACCGGGCCUCCACCAGAACCAGAGCCCCGAGAGGGGGGAGAGUCCCCGCUGGUCCGACAGAUUGAGGAACAGAUCAAGAGGAACGCGGGGAAGCAGAGCUCCAGAGAGGCGGGUGACGCAGAGCUGGACAGGCUGCCUUUGCUGCGGGGUGGGGAGGAUGACGAUGACAGCGAUGAGGAAGACGACUUCCAGGGCAUCGCCACCGACUGCAUCGAUGGACCACGCAAGCACACAAAGGCCCGCGUGAAGCUCGGAGCGGAGCCCAUGGUGGCUGACCUGGAUGAUGACGAUGAGGACGAGGACGAUUCUGAGGAUGCCCUUGGCGAAUUUGACUUUGUGGGCACGGGGGAGGAGGGCGAGGGAGCGGGGGAGGCUCGCGUUGCCGGGAAUGUGCGGGAUAUAGAGAACCGCAGGAACAGAAUGCAGGGGAUCACGUCGGAUUUCCGAGACGUGGACGGGCUGCCCCCCAAACCCUCCCUGCAUCCCCCCAUCCCGGGACAGCCACGCUGCAGUGAGGGGGGUGCUCUCAGCUUCUCCUCAGAUGUCUUCAUCCUGGAUGCAGUUGGGGGUGGAGACAUGAAUCUGGGUGAACUCGCUGAUCUCACCGUCGCCAAUGACAACGACCUCACCAUUGACGACAGCCGGGAGGAGUUCAAGAAGACGUGGGUCCCCCGCUUCACCCUGCGCAGCCACUUCGACGCCAUACGCGCCGUGACCUUUCACCCCAGCCAGGCCGUGCUGCUAUCGGCCUCUGAGGACGGCACCCUCAAACUGUGGAACCUCAACAAGGCCGUUCACCCCAAGAAGAACGCGGCGAUAGACGUCGAGCCCAUCUACACCUUCAGAGCGCACAGUGGGCCGGUGCUGUGUCUGACCCUUGGGGAGGAUGCGGAGUCCUGCUACAGUGGUGGGCUGGACGGCAUGGUGCGCUGCUGGAAGAUCCCUGACCUCGACACCGACCCCUACGACAACUACGACCCAGGCAUUCAGAGCAGCGUGCUGACGGGUCACGAGGACGCCGUUUGGGGGCUGGCCUUCUCCGCCUCGCAACGUCGCCUGGCGUCCUGCUCCGCUGAUGGGACGGUGCGCAUCUGGGACCCCCAGAGCUCUGACCCCUGCACCUCCAUCUUCAACAAAGAGAAGGUGCACGGGACCCCAACCUCGGUGGCCUUUGUGAACUCUGACCCCUCCCAGCUGGUGGCAUCAUUCAGUGCAGGGGAGACGGUGCUGUAUGACCUCAACAAGGAGCAGAGCAUCAUGGUCUUGGAGACCCAAAGCAAGGAAGGCAGUGAGCGCAUUAACUGUGCGGUCAGCCACCCGUCUCAACCACUCUCCAUCACCGCCCAUGAGGACCGCACCAUUCGCUUUCUGGACAACAGGACGGGUAAAGUGGUUCACUCCAUGGUGGCACACUUGGAUGUGGUGACCUGCCUGGCCACAGACCCCAAAGGGGCUUACCUCAUCUCUGGAAGUCAUGACUGCUCGGUGCGGCUCUGGACUUUGGACACUCGCACCUGUGUGCAGGAGAUCACGGCUCACAGGAAGAAGCACGAUGAGGCGAUCCACGGCGUGGCCUUCCACCCCUCUCAGCCCUUCAUCGCCAGCGCCGGCGCCGACUCCCUCGCCAAGAUCUUCGUCUGAGAGGCUGAGCACUCCAGCCUGUCCUCAAGCAGAGGUGCAGUCUGCUGCUCAGAAGUUUGGCUACCUGGUGGACUCCACGCACCCUCCAAACAACACAUACACACUCUCAUACACACACUGAUGAGUGCACACCGCACACACUGAUGAG